AUAAACUUUUUGUAAACUUGGGUAAUCGAUGAAGGCAGUGAUCCUUUUCGCUAUUCUUGCUUUGGCUUAUUCCCUUGACAAUGGCUUGGCUUUAACUCCUCCUAUGGGUUGGAUGCAAUGGGAGCAGUUCCGCUGCAACGUGGACUGCAAGAACUACCCUAAGGACUGUAUUUCCGAACAGCUGUUUGUGGAUAUGAUCGACCGUCUUGCUGACGAUGGCUGGCUCGAGUAUGGUUAUGACAUGAUCAACAUUGAUGAUUGCUGGAUGACGCACGACCGUGAUGAAAACGGCCGUCUGUACCCUGAUCCCGAGCGUUUCCCCCACGGAAUCAAGUGGCUGGCUGACUAUGCCCAUUCCAAGGGUGUGAAGCUCGGAAUCUACAACGACUACGGUACCAAGACCUGCGGAGGCUACAUGGGCUCUGAGGGUUACUUGAUGCUCGAUGCCAAGACGUUCGCCGAAUGGGAGGUGGACUACCUGAAGAUGGACGGCUGCUACUCUCAGCUGAUCGAUCAGGCGGAUGCCUACCCCGCUAUGACUCGUUUCCUGAACGAAACGGGUCGCAAGAUCGUGUACUCUUGCUCGUGGCCUGCGUACGAUAUGGAGAUGGACUACGCUCCUCUGCCUCCCAACUGCAACCUGUGGCGCAACUGGGACGAUAUCGAGUGCAACUGGAGGUCCAUCAAGAGCAUCAUGGACAAGUUCGGUAAUGAGACGAAGUGGGCUGAGUACGCGGGUCCUGGUCACUGGAACGAUGCGGAUAUGAUCGUCGCGGGUCUGAAGGGCGGAUCGUUGACGGAGGACGAGUCGAAGUCGCAUUUCGCCAUCUGGUCCAUUCUGGCUUCUCCGCUCAUCAUGUCGAACGAUCUGCGCGAACUGCCCGAUUGGGCCGUGAAGAUCCUCCGCAACAAGGAGAUCAUCGCCGUCGAUCAGGAUAAGCUCGGCAAGCAGGGUAUCCGUUUGACUCCCUUCGAGGAGAACCGCUCUGUGUGGGCUCGUCCGCUCGCGAACGGAGACGUGGCCGUGGCUCUUCACAACCAUGGAGACAAGGUGGUCGAUAUUCCGCUGGACUUCGCGAUUCUCGGAGAGACGCAGAAGUACAGCAUCCGCGAUUUGUACGCUCAUGAAGAACUCGGAGUGUUCGAGGGAAGCUAUGUCGCCAAGGAAGUGCCUGUGCAUGGAGUGCAGAUGCUCAGAAUGAAGCCUGUGGCGUAAAAUGAAAGCUAAGGCUUGGUUGCUUGUG
Blastocystis hominis is the source of this 1244-nucleotide messenger RNA. RefSeq lists its product as hypothetical. The transcript is spliced from 3 exons. NCBI's taxonomy places the organism in Eukaryota, Bigyra, Opalinata, Blastocystidae. The record is from RefSeq and is a predicted model, not a curated record. Gene Ontology annotation, cellular component: cytoplasm. Gene Ontology annotation, biological process: glycoside catabolic process; oligosaccharide metabolic process; glycosylceramide catabolic process. Bases 29 to 1216 code for a protein of 395 amino acids. Gene Ontology annotation, molecular function: alpha-galactosidase activity.